AUGAUCAGCCGCCUUAGUUUCCUGACCUCUGAUGCACUAGGUAUCACAGGCAGUGUAAGCCUAAAUACACCAACUCUCCUGAGUUCGAAUCCCACCGCGCCGAACAUCACCCAAACAGUGCAGCAAGCAGUUAGUGGCCUGACUGGACUUCUGCCAACCACCUCUGUCGUAGGGUCAAGUCCCUCCACACAAAACAUCAUCCCAACGAUUAGUGAUGCAGUAUCUGGUGUGGUUGAAAAUGUUCUUCCCCCUUCGAACGUAGGUUCAAAUCCAUCUUUACCAAACGUCAUCCCAGCAAUUCAGAACGUCGUAUCUAAUGUGGCAGAAAAUCUACAAACCCCCUCUCUCCUGGAUUCGAACCCACCCCUUCCAAGCCUAGUCCCAGCAUUACAGCAAGCAGUAUCUGAUGUUGUAGACAAUAUACCUGGUUCCUAUGUCGUAAGCUCCAUUCCUAGAGUCAUCCCAUCAAUCAAGGAUGCCUUGACAAAUGUCGCUACGGAAGUUCCAGUUCUCUCACUGAUUAGCGACACGCUUCCUAAAGAGAAACUCUUCAAGAUAGUUAAGCCCGACCAAUGUUGCCGUGUGUACCGCAGCCAUGGCCUUAACCUUCCUCUCAAGGACAGGAAAUGAAAGACAAGAACACAACAGACGGAAACGUGCAAUAAAACAUGACGGAAACUUGCCUGUCUCAAGGAUCAUGGCUACAAGAAACUUAACUUUUAAUUUUAGUCUAUUAAAUAUUUUUUUUGGCACGCAAGUUUUAUUUAUAUUGCUUACAAGUUAAACAACUCAU
Messenger RNA from Physella acuta, 793 nucleotides. RefSeq lists its product as uncharacterized. Lineage: Eukaryota; Metazoa; Mollusca; Gastropoda; Physidae. The record is from RefSeq and is a predicted model, not a curated record.